CGGACGACCGAGCGAAUGGGAUGGACUCCAACCACCAGAGUGUUCCCGCCAUGGAGCCGCCGUCCAAGCGGCGGGACCGGGGAGAGACCGCGGUCUACAUUGGUGAAGAAGGAUCGCUAGCACAUGUGGCGAUAGGGCGAUUCUUCAAUCACCUGCCACAGUUUAAGCAGAAGGGCGUCAAGUCCUUCGCGGCAGCCACCUGCCACGCAUCGCCGAGCGAGCAAAACAGACAGACACGCAUGAGUUGUAGCACAACAGACUCGCACCUGGACACAAGACACUGUGACAAUGACUUCAAUGACUGGAACUGUGCCUGGAUCAAACGGACCAAAAGCAUUUCACCAAGCACUUGGAUGACAGAGAUCCUGUCGAGUCAACGAAGAGGCCGACUGGAAGGGGCCGUGGACGGACGUUGUCCCUGGGACGACCCAACGGUUCAACCGAACGACUCGAAGCGAAGCAACGAGGCCUUCAAAGCCGUGGUGAAUGGCGAGGCGAUGUACGGCGUGGUGCCCAUCGAAAACUCCGCCUCAGGCACUUUGCACUCCACUUACGACCUCUUGCUACAGCAUGACGUGGUCAUUGCUGGGGAACUGGGCGUCCGUGAGGUGUACUGCCUUUGUGGCCGACCGGAUGUCACGUUGGCGGAUGUGAGAUAUGUCUUGAGCCAUCCCAACAUCUUGAGUGCUUGCUCCGCCUUCCUGGAAACACGCCUGCCUGCUGGCAGUCCACGCGCCUUGGCGCCGUUGGAGAUGAUCAGCACCAUCUCCACCACCGAGGCCGCCCGGAAGGUGAGCCAGGGCGGCUUCGCUUUGGGAGCGGCUUGUGCCAUUGCCACCAAAGAAGCGGCCACCAAGCAUGAGCUCUCCGUCCUCGCAGAGGACAUUGGCAACGACGCCUUUCUGGAAACUCGCUAUAUUUUAUUUCAUCUCCGGAACGGUGAAGCUUCCAAACUUCCGCCACCGUUUCCACGGGAUGUGCUGAGCCCUUUGCGGAAGCGAUCCGCAUGCUUCGCACUCAGUAAUGAACCCGGAGCCAUCUUCAAAUUGUUGGCCUGUUGGGCGCUGAGAAGCAUCGACGUUUUGAAGGUAGAGACGCGGCCGCUGGCCUUGGGUUUACGGGCUCCGCCCAACUUGACCAAAGCGAGACUCUGGGACUAUCUGUUCUAUGUGGACUACGCCAUGCCGGCAGAUGGUGAGAACAGCGAGGCGCGGCUGUGGGACGCUCUGGCGGAGUUCUCCCUCUGGCAUCGGGACUUUGGAGCGUACUCCUCCCAAGUGACACGAGCUGAGAAGACGCCACAAGAGUGGUCAGAUAUGAUUGAUCUCAUGACAAAAUCGUAAGAUCAACCAGGACUCCCUGUGUGAUGAGCGUGGU
Molecule: messenger RNA, 1377 nt
Organism: Durusdinium trenchii
Lineage: Eukaryota; Dinophyceae; Suessiales; Symbiodiniaceae
Source: the annotation of a GenBank genome assembly